Molecule: messenger RNA, 3285 nt
Organism: Arvicanthis niloticus (Nile rat)
Lineage: Eukaryota; Metazoa; Chordata; Mammalia; Rodentia; Muridae
Gene: Hltf
Product: helicase like transcription factor
Biological process (GO): DNA repair
Cellular component (GO): nucleus
Molecular function (GO): ATP binding; hydrolase activity, acting on acid anhydrides, in phosphorus-containing anhydrides; nucleic acid binding
Source: RefSeq, a predicted model, not a curated record
GGAAGGAGUGGGUGUAAGCUCGUCUGGCUGGGCUGACGCAGUCUCUCGGUUCUGAUUUGCUUUGUGGCGUCCGGGCCUCUACGCCUUGAGGAGCUUUUUCAGGGUAUUUGAGAAGAUCCGGGGUGCUUAGCGCAUCCCGAAGCCACCGCGCCCCGCGCCAUGUCCUGGAUGUUUAAUAGGGAUCCUUUUUGGAAAUAUAUGCCGUCUGCCUAUUAUGGAGCCCGUGAAAAUGUUCCAAGAUUUUCACACCCAUCUUUCUUUCCACAUUUUGAAUUCCAAGACUUUUUCCCUUCAGAUACCUACCUAAGUAGUAAUGACGAGCUAAAUUUGGUUUUAUUUGGAACUAUGACAGAAGAAAUUGUUGGACUACACUAUUACUUAGGAGUUGUAAAUAAUAAUGAAAUGGUUGCUUUUCAACGAGAGCCUCAUAAUCCCUAUGAUAAGAAUACUAUUAAAGUAAAUAAUAUGAGUGGAUAUCAGAUUGGCAUUUUAAAGAAAGAGCUUGCAGCUGCCUUGGCCUAUCUCAUGGACCACAGAUUGAUACAAAUAGAAGGGGUAGUCCCUUUUGGUGCAAGUAAUACUUUUACAGUGCCUCUUCAUAUGACUUUCUGGGGAAAUGAAAAAAAUAGAAAAAUGGUUUUAGAUCAGUUGAACAAACAUGGAUUUGACUUGGGUCCCACACCAAAAACUUCAGAAUUGAGUUUGGAGAAUGCGUGCGACUCUGGAGGAGCUGGACCAAGUAGCCCAGUUCCUGUUGCAGUACAGAUGACAACUGAACAGGUCAAAAUGGAAUUUGAAAAGUUAUUUGAAGAUUUAAAUGAAGAUGCUAAAACUACUGAAAUGGAACCAGCUGAGGCUAUUAAAACACCAUUGCUUUCACACCAAAAACAAGCUCUCUGUUGGAUGAUUGCACGAGAGAACAGCAGAGAACUUCCACCAUUCUGGGAGAAGCGAAAUGGCCUUUAUUAUAAUACAAUAACAAAUUUUGUUAUGAAGGAACGACCAGAAAGUAUUCAUGGAGGAAUUUUAGCUGAUGAUACGGGUUUGGGCAAAACUCUUACUGCCAUUGCUGUAAUUCUUACCAACUUUGAUGAAGACAGGCCUCUUCUCGGUCAAAGAAGCAAGAAGAAUCAUCCAGGAAAAGAAAACAAAGAUAAUACCAUUCAACUCAAAGGAAGUAAUACGGACAAGAAGGCAGACGGACGCUCAGAGCCAUCCACAUCUAGUGAAGAACCCAGUGUUUCAGAUAUUCCGGAGAAGAGUAACUAUGCCAUGUCAGAACUGUCUGAUGACCACCUUAAAAGAAGACAGGCUGCUGAGCAGCACAUUGAAAGCAGUGAUUCAGAGGAGGAUACAAGUGAACUGGCCCAGCAGAUGAGAGGUGCAUAUAUGAUAGCAGGCCCAAAGAGGACUGGAAAGAGGAUAAUAUCAACACUGAUCGUCUGUCCACUCUCUGUGCUGGGCAAGUGGAUUGACCAGUUUGGACAACAUAUAAAAUCAGAAGUGGACUUGAGUAUCUAUGUUUAUUAUGGGCCUGAUCGUAGUAAAGAUUCAGCCUGGCUUUCAAAACAGGACAUUAUUUUGACUACUUAUAAUAUCUUAACUCAUGAUUAUGGAGUAAGUCUGCAGACUAAAGAUGAGUAUAGUCCAUUACACAACAUAAAGUGGUUAAGAGUAAUCCUGGAUGAAGGCCACGCCAUACGGAAUCCAAAUUCUCACCAGACAAGAGCAGUACUUGAGUUAGUGGCAGAGAGAAGAUGGAUAUUGACAGGUGCUCCUAUCCAGAAUUCUUUAAGGGACUUGUGGUCUCUUAUGGCCUUUUUACAAAUUCCACCAUUUAUUUAUAGAGAAUGGUGGAGUAGAAUAAUACAGCGUCCUGUCACAAGAGGAGAUGAGGAAGGACUUAGGUAUUUACAGACCUUAAUUCAAAAUAUUACACUUAGAAGAACAAUGACAAGCAAAGUUAAAGGAAAACCUGUUUUGGAGUUUCCAGGAAAGAAAGUAUUUAUUCAGCAUAUUACUCUGUCAGAAGAAGAGAGAAAGGUUUAUCAGUCUGUUAAAAACGAAGGCAAGGCUACCGUUGAAAGGUAUUUCAAUGAUGGGACUGUCUUUGCACACUAUGCAGAUGUCGUGGGUCUUCUGCUUAGAUUGCGGCAGAUUUGCUGCCAUACUCUUCUUCUGACAAACGAUAUCUCUUCAAGUGACCCCUCCAGAAAUGAUACACCUGAAGAAGUGAGAAAGAUGUUAAUAGAGAAGAUGAAGUUAAUUCUGAGCUCUGGUUCAGAUGAAGAAUGUGCAGUUUGCCUGGACUCACUGACAUUGCCUGUGAUAACACGUUGUGCACAUGUGUUUUGUAAACCUUGUAUUUGCCAGGUCAUUGAGUGUGAGCAGCCACAUGCCAAGUGUCCUCUAUGCAGAAGUAAAAUAAAUGGAGAUAAUUUACUAGAAUGUUCUCCAGAAGAAUUGGCCAGUACCAUUGACAAAAAGUCCAGCAUGGAAUGGUCGUCCAGCUCAAAGAUUAAUGCUCUAAUCAAUGCUUUGAAUGAAUUACGGAAAGAAAAUCCCAACAUAAAAAGUUUGGUUGUUUCUCAGUUUUCCUUAUUCCUGUCUUUAAUAGAAACAGCGCUUGAAGCCUCGGGAUUUGUGUUUACUCGCUUAGAUGGUUCCAUGCUUCAUAGUAGAAGAGGUGAAAUAGCUGAUUGUUUUCAAACCACAGAAGCAGGAUCUCCUACUGUAAUGCUGCUGUCCUUAAAAUCAGGUGGACUUGGCUUGAAUCUCUGUACAGCGUCUCGAGUGUUCUUAAUGGACCCGGCCUGGAAUCCUGCUGCAGAAGAUCAGUGCUUUGAACGAUGCCAUCAACUUGGCCAGACACAAGAGAUUAUCAUCACAAAAUUCAUUGUGAAGGAUUCUGUUGAAGAAAAUAUGUUGAAAAUACAAAACACGAAAAGAGAGCUUGCAGCUGGAGCCUUUGGAUCGAAGAAAAUAAACUCUACUGAAAUGAAACAAGCUAAAAUCAAUGAAAUCAAAACUUUAAUUGAUCUGUAAUUUGUGGGUUUUUUCUGAGGUCAGUUUGAACAGAUACUUAAGUUUUACAGAUGAAAAAUACAGAUUUAAGAAUGAGAUCUAGGGGUGGAGAGGUAGCUCAGUAGUUAGAGCACUGGCUGCUCUUCCAGAGGUCCUGAGUUCAAUUCCCAGUAACCACAUGGUGGCUCACAACCCUCUGUAAUGGGAUCUGAUGCCCUCUUCUGGUGUGUCUGAAAACAGCUAUAGUGUACUCACAUACUU